CCCGCUGGAUGCGACACAGAGUUAGUUGCGUUACGCCGCUAAAUGUUGACAGCGCGUCUUCACUGAAACUUGCAGGACGUCUUUUGUCUUCUUGCUUUGCAGCCCUCCUGUCCAGUUUGGGAACUAUAGGAGUUGUUGAUCUGCCAGCAGGACAUGUCCGCACUGCAGAGCUGCGCUGUCUUGCUGUUUCUCAGCUUCCUUGUUGAUCCAUCCAUGUCUCUGAAUCCCCGAGACCCCAACGUCUGCAGUCUAUGGGAGAGCUUCACGACCUCAGUGAAAGAGUCCUACUCCCAUCCAUACGAUCAUGUAAUGGAGGAGCCUUGCACGGAUCGUUGGACCUCCUACAGAUGUCCUCGCCACAGGAUCACCUACAAGACAGCCUACAGGCAGGCGGUGAAAAUGGACUACCGUAAGAGAUACCAGUGCUGCCCGGGAUACUACGAGAGCAGAGACAAGUGUGUCCCCCGCUGCACCAAGGAGUGUGUUCAUGGCCGCUGCGUCGCUCCGGACCGCUGCCAGUGUGAAGGCGGCUGGCGAGGAGAAGACUGUUCAAGUGCCUGUGAUGAGAAGCACUGGGGGCCGAGCUGCAGUCAGACGAGUAAAUGUGAGAACGGCGCUCUCUGUCAUCCCGUUAAGGGGACAUGUCAGUGUCCUCCAGGGUACAUCGGACGAUAUUGUGAGGACCCCUGUCCAGCUGGCAACUUUGGCAAGGGCUGUCUGCAGAGAUGCAAGUGUGGGACGGGGGGAGCCUGUGAUAAAGCCAGCGGAGAGUGCACCUGCCGGGAGGGGUUCACCGGGACGUUCUGUGAGGAGGCGUGCCCUAAGAACAGAUGCCCUCUGCGAUGCCCCUGCCAGAAUGGGGGUAUUUGUCAGGGCAAAGGGGUCUGUGCCUGCCCUCCAGGAUGGACGGGGGCGGUGUGUACAGAACAGUGUCCAGAGGGGAAGUUUGGUCCAAACUGCUCCAAGGAGUGUGUUUGCCACAACAGGGGCCACUGUGAUCCCGAGACUGGACAGUGCCAGUGUGCGGAGGGUUUCACAGGAGACAGGUGCAGUGAGGAGUGUACAGUUGGGACCUACGGUCCGAACUGUAAGGGCGUGUGUGACUGCGCUAAUGGUGCUCGCUGCUACAACAUUGAUGGAGGUUGUCUGUGCGAGCCGGGUUUCAGGGGGCCUCAGUGCAGGGACCGCAUGUGUCCGCACGGCAGCUACGGCCUGCAUUGUGAACGCACAUGCCUUUGCCAGGACAAGCACACACUCAGCUGCCAUCCAAUGAAAGGCGAGUGCACCUGUCAGCCAGGGUGGGCGGGACUCUACUGCAACGAGACGUGUGCUCACGGUUAUUAUGGCCAUGGCUGCCUCGAGCCCUGCCUGUGUGUGAAUGGAGGGGUGUGCGAUAGUGCCACUGGGCAGUGUCAGUGUGCCCCUGGUUAUAUGGGAGUUCACUGUGAAAGUCCUUGUAAGACUGGUACGUAUGGUAAGAACUGCUCUUUGGAGUGUUCCUGUGUCAACUCUGUCGACUGCUCGCCGGCCGAUGGGACCUGCUUCUGUAAAGAGGGCUGGAGAGGGCGGGACUGCUCGAUCCCCUGCUCCGAGGGCACCUGGGGUCCAGGCUGCAAUGCCACCUGCCAGUGCGCCAAUGGGGCAAAAUGUAACCCUGCAGAUGGAUCCUGCACCUGCACAGCAGGCUGGCAGGGGGCGCUGUGUGACCAACCAUGUCCAAUGGGCACGUUUGGGCCGGACUGCCUGAAGAGGUGUGAUUGUGUCCACAGUGAUGGCUGCCAAGCCAGCAGCGGGGAGUGCCGUUGUCUGCCAGGCUGGUGGGGUCCCCGUUGUAGUGAGCCGUGUCCUGAUGGCCUGUGGGGGCGCUACUGUAACCACACCUGCUUCAAGCGUUGUCCCAACAGCGACACCUGUUUACGGGAGACUGGCGCCUGUGUGUGCCGGCCAGGCUUCUGGGGAGCACUUUGUCAGAACAAAUGCGGAGCUGGUAUGUAUGGUUACCAGUGCAGUAUGUCAUGCCCUUCCUGUGGCCAGUCCUAUCGCUGCCAUUAUGUCACAGGUGAAUGUGACUGUCCUCCAGGAUACACCGGAUCUCACUGUGAUAAAGUUUGUCCAGCCGGCUACUAUGGCAGACAGUGUUCUGAGGUGUGUGUCAGCUGUGCCAACAACUCAACAUGCAACCAUCGGGAUGGCCACUGUGAAUGUCUUCCUGGCUGGAUGGCAUCUGACUGCUCCAUACCUUGCAGCGCAGGCCGGUUCGGUGCAUACUGUGCCCAGACAUGCUCCUGUCCACCAAACUUCAGCUGUGACCGAUAUAGCGGAGACUGUGUGUGUGAGACGGAGGGAGAUUACUGCAAACAAGAGCCGUCAAGCAGUGUGAUGGUACCACUUCCUCCCGGUGAGAGGGAGUCAUGGGGGGCCAUAGCGGGCAUUGUGGUCCUUGUUAUCCUGGUGGUUUUGCUGCUAACCCUCCUGCUGCUUUACCGGCGGAGGCAGAAGGACAAACAGAGCAACACACCCACUGUCUCCUUCUCCACAACACGCUCCGUCAACUCUGAAUACGCCGUCCCAGAUGUUCCUCACAGUUACCACCACUACUACUGCAACCCCAGCUACCACACACUGUCACAGAACAGACCUCCGCUCCCACACCUUCCCAACAACCAUGACCGCACCAUCAAGAACACCAACAACCAGCUGUUCUGCAGUGUAAAGAACAUGGAGAGGGAGAGACGGGGCCUUUUCGGGGUCGAAAGCAAUGCCACCCUGCCUGCAGACUGGAAACACCAUGAGCCGCGUAAAGAGCCAGGAGCCUUUGGAAUUGAUCGCAGUUACAGCUACAGUGCCAGCCUGGGGAAAUAUUACAACAAAGAGCUGAAGGACACUGUGGCACAAAGCAGCAGCUCCCUGAACAGCGAGAACCCGUACGCCACCAUCAAAGACCUGCCGGGCCUACCCUUGUGUCCGCCGGAGAGCAGCUACAUGGAGAUGAAGUCGGCCAUGCCCAGAGAAAGAGCCUACACGGAGAUCAGUCCACCGCCGUUCCACUACGCCACCUUACGCAGGGAGCGUCAGAGUUCUCUUGGACACGCCUCCGAGCCCGACACCCAGAACCACUACGAUCUCCCUGUCAACAGCCACAUCCCAGGCCACUACGACCUGCCACCUGUCCGCCGACCCCCAUCCCCAUCCCGCAGGAGAACACCUUAAUGGCCCCUACCAGCAGACACCCGUACACACUUCUUCUUUCAGCUGGGCAACGCAAUCAUGUUUGUAUGCAACAAAAAGAAAAAAGAAAAAAAAAGAAAAAGGAAAGAAAAUCCAAAGAGGAGCUGUGUUUAUUAAGCUCUUGUUUGACAACUGAACCCCCACCUAGUUUGGACCAUCCACAGCGGGAGGGGGAGGUGGGGUGCUGCUGCCCAGCGUGUUGCGUACAUAUGUCGCCCCCUGCGGGUCAAAAGUGGUAUUUGUCUCGCCACGCCAGACUUGAGAGCCAGACUGUGCAGCCAGCGGGGCUGCUGAGCCGGUGGUUAAGAAGGUGACCCCAGCGGGGUUUUCUGAGGACGCAACAAGUCACACGUACACACACACACACACACACACACGUCCCACGUGUUCAUCUACAUACGGCUCACUUUAUCUUGCUGUCAUGGAGAACAAUGUAAAUUUCCCAGUGAAAGAAAAAACACAACUGAUCAGGACUAGAAGGUCCUGGUCAGCAAGCCGUGUGCUCGGAGUAAGAUGUCACGUGUUUAAAAGAUGGCAGAGGGGCUCAGGCUGAUACGAUGGCUGACCUGACCCUGCAGCACGUCGACCAUAAAGACCUGCACCCAUACUCGAGUCACAAGGUUUCCAUGACAGCAGCAUCUUGAAUGUUGUUGCACAGUCAUACAUCUUGAAGAGGCCGUGAUGGAUUCUGCAUGCGUUUUAUCUGCCGCUUCAACCAUUUAUGAUGAAGUGAGUCGGCGGUGACGACUCUGGGAGCUUAUUAACGUCCGUUUGAGAAACGCUAUCAAGUAAUGGCUCUACUCCAAAACGCCGUAUAUUAGGUUUUGGAUAAGUUGGGGUUUAGCAUUUAACAUGUUUGUAAUACUGCAGCUGCUGUUUGAGAGACCAGUAGGUCAGUUUGUUCUCUUGGUGUUGUUCACUCGUCAGGAUACUCAGCUUCUUCCCCUCGUUCUGUAUAUCUUGUUGUGUAGCAGAGCUCGUCAUUUGCAGCUCAGUCCUGUCUGUCUCCCCGUCCAUGGCCACAGGUGACCUGCGCUGCAGAAGCUGGCGUGCUUUACACCGGUAGUUUGUACAGUAGAGCUGCUGCUUACCACGUCCAUGUAUCUGUGAAUGUACCACGCUCCUGUUGUAAGAUAAUGUAAAUAAAGAC
Molecule: messenger RNA, 4378 nt
Organism: Lampris incognitus (smalleye Pacific opah)
Lineage: Eukaryota; Metazoa; Chordata; Actinopteri; Lampriformes; Lampridae
Gene: pear1
Product: platelet endothelial aggregation receptor 1
Exons: 23
Coding region: 154-3210 (1018 amino acids)
Cellular component (GO): membrane
Molecular function (GO): protein binding
Source: RefSeq, a predicted model, not a curated record